Spodoptera frugiperda (fall armyworm) is the source of this 784-nucleotide messenger RNA. RefSeq lists its product as uncharacterized. NCBI's taxonomy places the organism in Eukaryota, Metazoa, Arthropoda, Insecta, Lepidoptera, Noctuidae. Bases 87 to 626 code for a protein of 179 amino acids. The transcript is spliced from 6 exons. The record is from RefSeq and is a predicted model, not a curated record.
AUAAAAGCGUGGAAAAUAUACGAAAUUACAACAAUUUGUCAUUCGGAAAACCAUUAACGAGACGCCAGAACAGCUUGCCUACCGAAAUGAAGGCAUUUAUUGUGCUCUGCAGUGUAAUUUCAAUAGUUUAUUGCAAAACUUUAGGCACGCACUCCGCCCUACACAGAUCCGGCCAGCGAUGCGUUAACAUGUGGGAUGAAGGCUGCAUCAACGGGCAACUGAACGGUGCUGGCAACGACGAUGACUAUUUGAAUGGUGGUUUCAACCCUGGAAAGCGAUGUGUCAACAUGUGGGACGAAGGGUGUAUCAAUGGACAACUUAAUGGAGCUGGCAAUGACGACGAUUACCUGAAUGGAGGCUUCAACCCCGGCAAGCGAUGUGUGAACAUGUGGGACGAAGGAUGUAUCAAUGGACAGCUGAAUGGAGCUGGUAAUGAUGAUGACUAUUUGAACGGCGGCUUCAACCCCGGCAAGCGAUGUGUCAACAUGUGGGACGAAGGGUGUAUCAAUGGACAACUUAAUGGAGCUGGCAACGACGACGACUACCUGAAUGGCGGUUUUAAUCCUGGCAAAAGAUCUUUGCACAGUCUGCUAGAAAAAUUGAAGAAAUCCGGACACCACGCGUAGAAGUUUCCCGCAACCACUGCUCGCCAGUUUAUUCUUAGUUAUUUUGCUUUUUUAUUAUUUUAUUAGAUUUUUGUUGCUUUCUUUUAUUUCUUAGGGUUAACUCCUCUCAUCGCUUGUAAUAAUUUAUUCAUGCUUCAAUAAACUGUAUAAAAAAAUUA